Cladocopium goreaui is the source of this 522-nucleotide messenger RNA. Lineage: Eukaryota; Dinophyceae; Suessiales; Symbiodiniaceae. The record is from the annotation of a GenBank genome assembly.
AUGGGUCCUAUAGCCCAAGGUUCAGCUAUCGACAGCUUCAGCCUCAAUUCCAGCUACUUCCUGGCCAAAGGUGUGCCAGUGCUUGGUGCGCUCUUCAAUUUGGGCGAGACGGAGGGUUUCUACUCUUGGGAGAAGUGCCAAGAGAGCAUCGGGGCCUGGUUCACGCAGCAGUCGCGCCGGGAGCGUUUCUACGGCGUGGUGCCCAAAGUGGCGCAGCUGGAUGGACUUCGUGAGAAGAUCUCGGAGACUGACGAAGAAGCUUUAGAAAACAUGGCGAAGAUGAAUGCGGAGCAUUUUGGAAAGCACGUGGAUAUCGAUGGCAUCUUUGCCGAUGCGGCGGCCGAUCCAUGGUGCCGCACGGGCGCUGCGCCCCGACUGGGCACCGGACUGGCAGCCCUGCCGAAGGGUGGCCCGAAAGUCGCCGCCAGCGGAAGUGCGCCGGCCACGAAGAGUUUCCAGCCGCUUUCGCGCGAGCAAGUGACCAGUGCCGCCAAGAAAGAGGGCGCCAAAGGUGGUGGCUGA